Messenger RNA from Saccharomyces cerevisiae S288C, 462 nucleotides. RefSeq lists its product as uncharacterized. The transcript has a single exon. Bases 1 to 462 code for a protein of 153 amino acids. The record is from RefSeq and is marked reviewed. NCBI's taxonomy places the organism in Eukaryota, Fungi, Ascomycota, Saccharomycetes, Saccharomycetales, Saccharomycetaceae.
AUGACCUUUUUACAAUUUAUCAAUAAUAAUAGACAAGAAGGACAAGGUUAUAUUUCAGAAAAAUUAUUCAAAACUAAGAAGAAUGAGAUGAUAAGAAAAACAGUUACCAAUUUAGUAGCUGUAAGAUUAAAAAACUUAUCCCACGAAUUUGAUGUAAUAGAGAAUUAUCUGCGCUAUAUAGCUAGCACCAGUGAACAUCUAUUUACUGCUAUUAAGCGCCACUUUAACAAAUGUGCCAGAAAACUUUUGAAAGAAGCAAUCGACUCCAAAUCAAACUCAGAAACUGCUACGGUGGUUCUGCAAGAAGGAUUUUCUGGCAUUUGCUUAUUGAAAGCGUCUUCAAUUAUAUUAAAACUAAAAUUGAAGUUUCCAAAAAAGAAAGAUAGAACUGAUAUUAGCAAAUUGUGUGACAAGAAAGAACGGAUGACACAGUGGUUAGAAAUUUCAAUUUUGAUGAACUGA